Molecule: messenger RNA, 3327 nt
Organism: Oncorhynchus mykiss (rainbow trout)
Lineage: Eukaryota; Metazoa; Chordata; Actinopteri; Salmoniformes; Salmonidae
Gene: tdh
Product: L-threonine dehydrogenase
Biological process (GO): L-threonine catabolic process
Molecular function (GO): L-threonine 3-dehydrogenase activity
Source: RefSeq, a predicted model, not a curated record
UGAUAUAUAACCCUCAUGUCUGGGGCUGAUGCAAUCCUUCAAGAAGACGGAACGUGUCGUCAGCUUCACCAGCUAUUAAAGACAAACAUCCUUUCUCUGUAACUAACCAAGGCGCCAAGAAACAAGGGACACUCGUAUCUUCCGAGUUUUAUAAAGAUCACCCAGCUAAUUAUCUGGUGACUGUGAAGAUGCCUUUUAUCAGAGCAUUCAGCAAGGUGGCUAAGCAGGCCCUCCUGAGCCCAGGAUGUGGCUGUCAGCCAAUCACAGUGGCCGUACGGACCAUCAGCUUCUCACCUCGCCAGGUCACCUCAGACGCCAGUUUCCACUCCGUGUCCUUCUCCGAGACGGACCACCCCAAGGUGCUCAUCACAGGUGGCCUUGGACAGUUGGGCGUAGGGCUGGCUACAAUGUUGAGGAAGCGGUUCGGAAACAACAACGUGAUCCUGUCGGAUAUCAGGAAGCCUCCAAGUCACAUCUUUCACAGCGGACCCUUCAUCUACUCUGACAUCCUGGACUAUAAAAACCUUCGUGAGAUCGUUGUCAACAACCGCAUCACCUGGUUGGUUCAUUACAGUGCCCUGCUCAGUGCUGUGGGAGAGUCCAAUGUAGCUCUGGCACGGGACGUCAACAUCACUGGGCUCCACAACGUCCUGGACAUUGCAGCGGAGCACGGACUGCGUCUGUUCGUCCCCAGCACCAUCGGAGCUUUCGGGCCCACCUCUCCCCGGAACCCGACCCCUGACCUCUGUGUCCAGAGACCCAGGACCAUCUAUGGGGUCUCCAAAGUCCACGCAGAGCUCAUGGGAGAGUACUACCACCACCGCUACGGCCUUGACUUCCGCUGUCUGCGCUACCCAGGCAUCAUCUCUGCUGACUCGCAGCCUGGAGGAGGAACGACAGACUACGCGGUAGCCAUCUUUCACGACGCCGUAAAGACGGGGAAGUUUGAGUGCAACCUGAAGCCAGACACGCGGCUGCCCAUGAUGUACAUCGACGACUGUCUGCGUGCCACCGUGGAGAUGAUGGAAGCGCCCGCAGACACCCUCUCCAUGAGGACCUAUAACAUCAACGCCAUGAGCUUUUCCCCUGAAGAGCUGGCUCAGGAGGUCCAGAAACAGCUGCCGGACCUGGAGGUCACCUACGACAUCGACCAAGUCAGACAGGCCAUCGCCGACAGCUGGCCAAUGAACUUUGACGACUCUAACGCGCGGAACGACUGGGGCUGGAAACACGACUACGACCUCCCGGAGCUCGUCCAGACCAUGCUCAACUACAUCGGCUCAGACUCGCGCAUCGCAAAGGCCAACUGAGGGGGCCAGAGGUGGCGUGAUGCUGGCUGACGUGAUGCUGGGUGGGGGUGAUGCUGGGUGACGUGAUGCUGGAGCAGUGUUUCUUUGUACAUACUGUAAAGACUGUUGUUUUAUAGGAGGGAGACACGUGGUGUGUAAAUAGUCGUUUUCUCUGUCAUUUGGAAGGGCUCUCAAUCUGUCUGUGUGUCUGUGUGUCUGUGUGUCUGUGUGUCUCUGGGUCUGUGUGUCUCGGGGUCUGUGUGUCUGUCUCGGGGUCUGUGUGUCUGUCUCGGGGUCUGUGUGUCUGUCUCGGGGUCUGUGUGUCUGUCUCGGGGUCUGUGUGUCUGUCUCGGGGUCUGUGUGUCUGUCUCGGGGUCUGUGUGUCUGUCUCGGGGUCUGUCGGUGUCUGUCUGAACAAGUUACUAGAACGUGGUCGUGUGAGAAGUAGCGGGCCGAUUCCCCUCCUUCUCUCCCUCCCUCCCUCCCUCUCAGGAAGGAGGAGAGGUUGGAACACAGGGGUCUGAGAACAUGUUGAGAUAAAACAUCGGAGGCGUUGACUCCAUAAAUUGACUCCAUGGGGUUGACUCCAUGGGGUUGACUCCAUGGGGUUGACUCCAUGGGGUUGACUCCAUAGGGUUGACUCCAUGGGGUUGACUCCAUGGGGUUGACUCCAUGGGGUUGACUCCAUAGGGUUGACUCCAUAGGGUUGACUCCGUGGGGUUGACUCCAUAGGGUUGACUCCAUAGGGUUGACUCCAUAGGGUUGACUCCAUAGGGUUGACUCCAUGGGGUUGACUCCAUAGGGUUGACUCCAUAGGGUUGACUCCAUGGGGUUGACUCCAUAGGGUUGACUCCAUGGGGUUGACUCCAUGGGGUUGACUCCGCGGGGUUGACUCCACGGGGUUGACUCCGCGGGGUUGACUCCGCGGGGUUGACUCCACGGGGUUGACUCCACGGGGUUGACUCCGCGGGGUUGACUCUGUGGGGUUGACUCUGUGGGGUUGACUCUGUGGGGUUGACUCUGUGGGGUUGACUCUGUGGGGUUGACUCUGUGGGGUUGACUCUGCGGGGUUGACUCCGCGGGGUUGACUCCACGGGGUUGACUCCGCGGGGUUGACUCCGCGGGGUUGACUCCACGGGGUUGACUCCGCGGGGUUGACUCCGCGGGGUUGACUCCACGGGGUUGACUCCGCGGGGUUGACUCCACGGGGUUGACUUCGCGGGGUUGACUUCGCGGGGUUGACUCCGCGGGGUUGACUCCGUGGGGUUGACUCCGCGGGGUUGACUCCACGGGGUUGACUCCACGGGGUUGACUCCACGGGGUUGACUCCGCGGGGUUGACUCCGCGGGGUUGACUCCGCGGGGUUGACUCCGCGGGGUUGACUCCACGGGGUUGACUCCGCGGGGUUGACUCCGCGGGGUUGACUCCACGGGGUUGACUCCACGGGGUUGACUCCACGGGGUUGACUCCGCGGGGUUGACUCCACGGGGUUGACUCCGCGGGGUUGACUCCGCGGGGUUGACUCCGCGGGGUUGACUCCGUGGGGUUGACUCCGUGGGGUUGACUCCGUGGGGUUGACUCCGCGGGGUUGACUCCGCGGGGUUGACUCCGCGGGGUUGACUCCGCGGGGUUGACUCCGCGGGGUUGACUCCGCGGGGUUGACUCCACGGGGUUGACUCCACGGGGUUGACUCCACGGGGUUGACUCGCGUGGCUAUAAAUUAUGAUUUAACAUUUUAACAGGCAAACAAACAAACAAAAGAAUGGCGCAUUGGUCAACCUAAAGAAUCCUUCUUCUCUCUGUGGGAGAGCUGAUGUUAUAAAGGUCACCUUCUAUGUACGUAAAGCUAUUGCAAAGGGGUUCGCUGUUGUAGAAGUAUUUAGCCAAAAGCUGGGAAUUCAGGUUUCAAAAGGCCCUACAUUUACAGUCAUAAUCACACAAGUUUUAGAUUGAAGAGGUUUAUUUAAUAUAAGCGUUGUGUUUGAUGCACUUUAGAGUAUGAGAGGAAAAUGAUUUUAAACCCUUUUUAAAUAAAUCA